Molecule: messenger RNA, 1763 nt
Organism: Leptopilina boulardi
Lineage: Eukaryota; Metazoa; Arthropoda; Insecta; Hymenoptera; Figitidae
Exons: 1
Coding region: 61-1665 (534 amino acids)
Source: RefSeq, a predicted model, not a curated record
UCUUCAAACCGCAUUAUGUAUAUUGCGACAAAUUCUGUUUUUUUUGCAUAAUUAAAAAAAAUGUAUAAAAGUGAAGACUUCAGAAAUAUUUUCCUCUCUUUGGGAGAAGAAGUCGAAGAAUGUUCCAAAGUGUUAUUUUCUCAAAUGCAUUUUUACGCGAAUCUUUGUCCUGUGUGCUUUAAUCAUAAUCGUGAAACACGUUUGAAAAUUUGUUCCGGUUGUAAAAUGAUUUCAUAUUGUGGCAAAGAACAUCAAAUACAAGAUUGGCCGAGACACAAAGAAUUUUGUAAAAUUAUUUCUAAUCAAUUGAAAAUUAGUAAAACUUCCAAUAUUUUUGACGCUGCUAAUCUCAUGGAGGAAAUUAACAGUAAUAGUAGUUCAUUGGAUAAUGACAAUGGAUACAAUAAAUCAUUGAUGGAAAAAAAAAAUUGUGUUUUAGAAUUUGUGGCAAAUAAAAUUAAACGAGUGAUGUGUGCAUCUGAGAUAGAAAUGAUUUUAUUUCCAAAGCAUUGUGAAACUUGUGAAACAACUGAUCCUAUUGCCUUGACAAGUUGUCCAAAUUGUCCACAUGCAAAUUUUUGUAUUGAUCAUAAAAAAGAUUCUAAGCAUCAAAAAAAUUGUCAUCUCUAUACACUUUGUUGUUUAACAAAUGCUUUUGUUAUAAUGAAUAUAUUUAUCGGAAAAUUUGAAUAUCCAAAAUUUAAAUUAUUCAAUGGAAAUGUUGAUAAUUUUCCAAAAUCAUUGGAGGAAUUCAUUAAUUCUCAUUGUUCAUUAACAAUUUAUGAUAAUUUCAAAGGAAAUUUGAUUUUGAAAAAUAUUUAUUCAGAAUAUUUGACAUAUUCAAUGACAAUAAGUUAUGCAUUGAGAAAAUUGAAAUGUCCAUUUAAUUCAAAAAUUGAGAUUCAUUUGAUUAUUAAACAUUUGGUUGAAAUAAAACAUCUAUUUUUGGAAUUAAUUUUACAUUGGCUGCCACACGUUUUGUGUUUGAAAAUUGUAUGUUUCGUUCAUGAAAUAAAUGUACCAGAAUUAUUUUUACCAAUUUGUCAAUUAUGCGUUGAAAAUAAGAAAAAAUUAAUUUUAGAAUUUUGUGGAUUAAAAUAUCGUGAUUAUAUAAAAACUGAUCAAUUUAUUAAACCGAAUAUUGUCAUUGGAUUUGAAUUUGAUGAGAAAUUUUUACACGAUAUCGCUGAUGUUGUUCCAAUUUUAAAAAAUUUGAAAUGUCCAUUUCUUAUGACAGCUGUAUGUGAAACAGAUGGUUUUGAAAAUUUGAAAAUAUUAAGACAAUUUAUUCAAGUAAACGAUUUAUGUCUUGAGAGAAAUCCUUUUUCAAGUUCAAAAUAUUAUAGACUUGCUGAUUAUUUAAAUGGAGUUUCUGCCACCAAUAUGUUUAUAAUUUAUGAGAAAAUGGAUGAAAAACAAAUUAUUGAAGAUUAUUCAAUUUCAUUUAAACCUCAAUUUUCAUUUCAAAUUGUUAAUUCAGAUGAUAAUGAUAAUGAUAAUCUAAUUGAUAAGAAUUUAUUUAACAAAAAGAAAGCUGACAUCAUUUUGGAAAUAAUGAAGAAAACAUUUAGAAAAUUACCACAAAAAUUCAAAAACAAUUGUCGUGAAGAAAUUGAAAAAAUUUCAAUGAAUUUUAGAAACAUUGAAUAUAAAAGGUACAAUUGAUAUUAUUUUUAUAAUUUUGAGUAAUAAUUUAUUUUCAUUUUUAUAAAUUACAAUUCUUUAACAUAAUUUAAAGUGAAACUAGAAAAAAUAUAAAAUUC